Nicotiana tabacum (common tobacco) is the source of this 542-nucleotide messenger RNA. Its product is annotated as mitochondrial import inner membrane translocase subunit TIM8. NCBI's taxonomy places the organism in Eukaryota, Viridiplantae, Streptophyta, Magnoliopsida, Solanales, Solanaceae. The record is from RefSeq and is a predicted model, not a curated record.
AAGACGACCGGACAUAAGUAACUUAUGGGCCAAUCCAACACAACUACACAGCUGUCUAAUUAUAGUUCAUCUUAAUAUAAUCCGACUCAAUCGGCAUAGGGUUUUGCAUAGGGUUUUUCAAGUCAAUAAAUUUUCCUUCAAGUCAAUUUUGGAAAAGUUUCCAUGGAUCCUUCAGCUCUUCAGUCCCCAGAAUUACAGCAACUUCUCGAACAAGAGAAGGAAAGGGCUAUGAUGACUGAAAUGGUUGGAAAGCUUACAAGUGCUUGCUGGGACAAAUGCAUCACUGGAACUCCCGGAAGCAAGUUCAGCUCCAGCGAAUCUUAUUGUCUAACCAACUGUGCACAACGCUACAUAGAUAUGAGCCUCAUUAUUGUCAAACGCUUUCGGAACAUGCAGUGAAGAGCGAUUAGCUUCAUAUUUUGCUUACUUUUCCAUUCCCACAUACUUACAGUUGUCACUAGCAGUACUUUUCUGGUGCAAUUUUAUUGAUGUUUCUUGUUGGUUAAUCUACUAGCUGCAGGAUGCUAUCUCUAAUUUUAUUU